GACACCCCUGUGCCACGCAGGUGCCGGUAGCCCAUGGCGUCCUACCGCAUCCGGCAGUACCGGGAGCAGGACUACGACGCGGUGCGGAGCCUCUUCGCCCGCGGCAUCCUGGAGCACGCCCCGGCCGGCUACCGCCGCUUCCUGCGCUCGGCCCGGGCGCAGCUGGGGCUGCUCAUCCUCUUCAUCGGGGCGCGGGCGGCCGCCGGCUGCUGGCUGCUGGGGCUGGGCGCCGUGGCGGUGGCGCUGGUGGCCUUCUGGGUCCAGAUCCGCUCCUUCAGCACCACCUACGUGCAGCAGGCGCUGAGCACCGACCUCCUCGACAUCUCCGGCAGCUACCUGCGGGCGCCCGACUCCUGCUUCUGGGUGGCGGAGGCCAAGGGGACCGUGGUGGGCAUGGUGGCCGUGACCACCCCCGAGGAUCCGGCGCAGAGAGGGGCGGCCCUGGAGCUGAAGCGAAUGUCGGUCAGCAAGGACUACCGCGGGCAGGGCAUCUCCAAAGCGCUGUGCGGGGAGGUGCUGCGCUUCGCCCGGGCACGGGGCUUCAGGGCCGUGGUGCUCUCCACCUCCAUGGUGCAGGUGGCUGCCCAGCAGCUCUACGAGGGGCAGGGCUUCAAGAAGGUAGGAGUCACCAGCCCCUCGCUGUUUGCCGCCAUCGUGUGCUUCCAGGUCUACCAUUACCGCUACGACCUGCCCGGCAGCGCCGCAGCCCCGCCACACUAGGCACUGCCCUGGCACCCCAACCCUGGCACGUGGGGUGUGGCCACAGCAUCUCUGACCCUGGCUCUGGUGUGUGAAGUGCUGCCACAGCGCUCCUGACCCCAGCCUUAGUAUGUGAGGUACCGCCAUGGCACCCAUGAUUCCAGUCCUGGCAUAUGGGGCACUGCCGUGGCACAUCUGAACCCAACCCUGGCACGUGAUACACUAUUGAGGCACUCCUGACAUGGGCCCUGGCAUGUGGAGCCCCGCUGUGGCACUCCUGACACCAGCACAGGAGGCACAGUGGCAUCAUCCUUGUCUGUGGCACUCCUGACUCCAGCCCUGGCACAUGAGGAACUGCCAUGGCACAGGGCAUGUGCCCUGGCACAUGAGGCACAACCGUGGCAUUCCCGACACCGGCCCUGGCACACCAAGCACCAUUGCCAUCUCCAAGCAUGGCACACGAGGCACCACUGCACCACUCUGACCCCAGGGUGCAAUUCCCUGCGGUGGCACACCGGUGGGGUAGGUGGGGGGGUGCCAAUGGCUGUGCCUGGCCAGGCUGCUGGGUCCCUUCCUCGUUUUCUAGCAGUAAUGAAUAAAGUGAGACCUGUGUAAAACCACGUGGGCCGUGUCUGCG
Dryobates pubescens (Downy woodpecker) is the source of this 1336-nucleotide messenger RNA. RefSeq names its product putative N-acetyltransferase 8B. Bases 34 to 720 code for a protein of 228 amino acids. Gene Ontology annotation, molecular function: N-acetyltransferase activity. The record is from RefSeq and is a predicted model, not a curated record. The transcript has a single exon. Lineage: Eukaryota; Metazoa; Chordata; Aves; Piciformes; Picidae.